Octodon degus (degu) is the source of this 1104-nucleotide messenger RNA. RefSeq names its product olfactory receptor 10Q1-like. Gene Ontology annotation, biological process: G protein-coupled receptor signaling pathway. The record is from RefSeq and is a predicted model, not a curated record. The transcript has a single exon. The coding region runs from base 1 to 1104 and encodes 367 amino acids. Gene Ontology annotation, molecular function: G protein-coupled receptor activity; olfactory receptor activity. Gene Ontology annotation, cellular component: membrane. Lineage: Eukaryota; Metazoa; Chordata; Mammalia; Rodentia; Octodontidae.
AUGCUGGCCUGGCGCCCCGGGCUCAACCAGUCGGGCCCCACGGAGUUCGUGUUCCGCGUGCUCACGGCCGCGCCCGAGCUGCAGGUGCUGCUGUUCCUGCUGUUCCUCCUGCUCUACCUCCUGAUCCUGUGCGGCAACGCGGCCAUCAUCUGGGCGGUGAGCACGCACAGCGCCCUGCACAGCCCCAUGUACUUCCUCCUGGGCAGCCUGUCCUCGCUGGAGAUCUGCUACACCUCGGUGGUGGUGCCGCCGAUGCUGUCCAACAUCUUCGGGGCCCAGAAGCCCGUUCCCGUGGCUGGCUGCGGGGCCCAGAUGUUCUUCUUCCUCACCCUAGGCGGGACUGACUGCUUCCUCCUGGCCGUCAUGGCCUACGACCGCUACGUGGCCAUCUGCCACCCUCUGCACUACGUCCUGAUCGUGACCCGCAAGCUGUGCGUGCAGAUGGUGGUGGGCUCCGUGGGCCUCGCCGUCUCCCUGUGCCUGCCGCUCACCGCCCUGGUCUUCUCCCUGCCCUUUUGUGGGCGCCGCAGGGAGAUCAACCACUUCCUCUGCGACGUGCCCCCCGUCUUGAGGCUGGCCUGUGCGGACACCCGCGUGCACCAGGCCGUGCUCUACGUCGUGGGCAUCCUGGUGCUGACCGUGCCCUUUCUGCUCAUCUGCGUCUCCUACGGGUUCAUCGCGGUCGCCAUCCUGCGCAUCCGCUCGGCCGAGGGCCGCCGGCGCGCCUUCUCCACGUGCUCCUCGCACCUCACGGUGGUCCUGCUGCAGUACGGCUGCUGCAGCCUGGUCUACCUGCGGCCGCGCUCCAGCACCUCGGAGGACCAGGACCGCCACCUCGCCCUGGUCUACACGUUCGCCACCCCCUUGCUCAACCCGUUGAUUUACACGCUGCGGAACAAGGAGGUCAAAGGUGCCCUGCGAGGGGCCGUCCACACCGGGGCCGCGAGGCCCGCUGAAGGCCCAGGGAGCGUGCUGGGCGGCGCCCCACAGGUCAGCUUGCAGCGUAGGCAGCUCCGAGCUGCCCGGGGCUCUUCCCUACGCUCCGCCUGGUACCACUUUUGUCCUGUGGGAGCCUGGGGCCGCAGGCUGCGUUUGUUUUCUUAA